GCCGAACCUUCCUCCGUAAUAAGAAGCGACGCAGCCCCGCGGUCCUGGCUCCGAGGGGCCGGUGGGAAAGGUCCUGGGCGCUGGAGCUGCUGUGGCUCCCGCCGCGGCGGGUGCGAUGGAGGCCGUGCCGGAGCCCAGUACUCAGGCCGGGGGAGGACGAGCCAGCCCGCGGUGCUGGUAGAUGAGGCGGCGGAGGUGGCGGUGUCAGCCCGGGCUCUCCAUGAGCAAGCGGCGGCGGCGACGGGUGCGGCGGCACCGGCGGUUAUCGGUCCCCGGGGAGGAUGAAGACACUGUUUGAAGAGAUCAAAGCAUCAAUUAGAAAUAAUUAUAACCAAGAUCGAUCAUUUUGGAGGCCUGUUCUUCCUUGGGGAGGUGUUUUUACUAUCAAAGCUGGCCGCAAAGCAGUAUCCUGUACACCACUGUAUGUUGAAAUAAGACUGAAAAAUACCUGCACCAUAGAUGGAUUUCUGAUGUUGUUGUAUGUCAUUCUGAAUGAAAAUGAAAAUUUCCCCAGGGAACUCUCUCUUCAUCUCGGUAGAGAGUUUGUAGACUGUUUUCUUCACUUAAUGGACACCUACAGCUUUACAACUGUGAAGCUACUUUGGAUUUGGGACAAGAUGGAAAAACAGCAAUACAAAUCUGAAGUUCACAAAGCAUCAUUAAUAAUUGAUUUAUUUGGGAAUGAGCAUGAUAACUUUACCAAAAAUCUGGAAAACCUUAUGUCUACCAUUCAAGAGAGUUACUGUUCCAACUGGCGAUGCCCAACUCGAGUGCAAGAAGAUCAGCAGCGCACAAUCAACAUAAAUCCUCCCCAAGAAAUUCCACAUGGAAACUUAAUACGACUGGCUGUAGAUGAACUAUUCUGUUCCAAGAUUGAACUGUGUGAAGAGCGUGGUUGUGGUGGCUUAAGAGAAUUUGCCCAGCGAAUUUUCUGUCACGGGGCACCCCCUUUUGUUGUCUUAAAUAUGCAGCACUGGAAAUCUGAAGAUCUGGCAUAUGUACCCUAUUACUUGGAUCUAUCUGAUCACAAAUAUUUAUUGGAAGGCGCAACAUUAUUUAACAAAGAUGAACAUCAUUAUUCUGCAGCUUUCCAGAUUGAUGGACAUUGGAUGCAUUAUGAUGGCCUCAGAAAUGUGAAUUUAAUUUUGUUAAAUAAACCCCCAGAGUUUCUCCUCUUGUCAUCAUUGGUUUAUAUUCGAGCAACAGAGAAAUAAAUAUAGACUGAUGCUAAAUUAAAUUGUUUUCCCUCCUACCCAUGCUCCUCCAGAUCUGAAGGGCUUUUAUUUUAUGUACACUUGGUAUCCAAGGAAAUAGUUUAACUAUACUAGUUUCAGAGCUGUAUUUUCCAGUGUUUGGCUCCGGGAAAAAAAAUUAUAUAGAGGAUCUAUGCAAAAAUAUUUGUAUUUCUUUUUUAUAUAACCUGGGUUAUUUUUAUAUAAACAUAUUUUAUGUUAAUAAAAUAUAUCUUGUGGCCUUUGUAUUUUUAUUUAUGUGUACCUCAGAGAUUUUUACAGUUUUGUUGUAAAGUCUAAGGAAUACUGUAUCAUUUUUCUUUUUGGAUUUCCAAGUAAAACAUGUUAAAUGUCAGUAUUUCAGUUUAUAUAAAUUUUAAUAGUUCAAAAGUAUCUUUCUUUACCCUACCUCACUAUUAACCAAAGUGCACUACUGGAUUUAGUAUGGAUUUGAAUGUACAACCUAUAGAUGGCCUAGCCUAUUUUACUUGUUGAUUUACCUAAUUCUUCCCUUCAGCAAUUUUUAAAAUUAUUUGAUAAAGUUAUUUUGUGGACUUAAACUGUUUCACUAAGGUGGCAAAUUUAACUACUUCCUAAGGUAUUACAAACCUGCCAGUGAAGUGUUAAUUAAGCUUUCUAACUUAAUAUUAUGAAUAAAUUAUGUAACUAUCCUAAAUAUGUAACUCAUGCAUAAAUUUAAUCUCUAAUGAGCAUUUUGCAGGUAAGGCAGCUAUAAAGACGUUAGGUAACUGGAUGUUUACUACUGUUGGACUAACAGUAGAAAUGUAUGCUUAAUGCAGGUGUAAGAGGAAAAUGGAUUCAAGGAUAUAUUUCUUUUUAUAUUUUAUAUAUACACACAAAAGAAGUACUAAAUUUUUGGAGUAACAUCUGCUGUGUAUCUUGUAGUUAGUAAUUGAGAGCCCUGAUUUGCAAAGUAAGUAGUUUUAUAGUUACCAAAAUGCUGGGUUUUUUUUAAAAAAAAAAAAAACACCUUAAGACAGCUCUUCCUUUUGCAAUUUAAGGGAAAAAAAAUAGAUUCUGAAGGGAAACUGAUUUUUGAAAUAUAUCACUAUAUUUUAGUGUUUAUAUUUCAAUUAAGUAGUCUGCUUUAGAUUUUUAAUUAAAAUUAAGUGCAAUAUUAGAGAAACUUCAUAACAAUACAUUUCACUGCCAUAUACCAAAUUGCUAAAAUCUCAUUCAAGGUGCCAUGUUGAGAUUACUGUAUCAGAGAAUGGAUAAAUGUGGGUGAAAUGUUGCUGGGAAUGCAUCUCUUUUUGUAAAUACUACGGAAGUUUCUUUUUUACAUAAGAUCAAAAAAUAUUUUACAGAAAAUAUUAAUAUUUCACCAAGGAUGUGUUUUAUCUAGUUCUCCACAUGUGUUAAACUUUUCUUGGGACAUAUUAACUGCAUGAAUUAAAAUGUACAAAAACUAUAAAUAUUAGCAUACAAAAAAAAAGACUGUUCUUAAGAGAAUUAUUCCGAAUGAAGAUUUAUUCUUUUCAGAAUCAUGCUUUAUUUGGGAAUAAUAUUAGUUUUAUCGCAAAUAAUGACUCACCUACCUCACAGGGUUGUUGUGAGGAUUAAGAUGUUUGUUAAAAUCUUGACUACCUUGAACAUGCUAAUAAAAACCAUUUUUUCUACCUUU
Molecule: messenger RNA, 2877 nt
Organism: Ochotona curzoniae (black-lipped pika)
Lineage: Eukaryota; Metazoa; Chordata; Mammalia; Lagomorpha; Ochotonidae
Gene: DORIP1
Product: chromosome unknown C14orf28 homolog
Exons: 5
Coding region: 282-1214 (310 amino acids)
Source: RefSeq, a predicted model, not a curated record